Xyrichtys novacula (pearly razorfish) is the source of this 1072-nucleotide messenger RNA. The record is from the annotation of a GenBank genome assembly. Lineage: Eukaryota; Metazoa; Chordata; Actinopteri; Labriformes; Labridae.
AUGAAGGGAGGAAUUGUUGCUCUGGGGCUCUUGCUCAUCUGUCUGGCCACAGGUAACAAACAUUAAAAAUUAUUUGAGCAACAAAGUUUUAUUUGAAAGUUGUUGUUUAAAUUAUACAUGAUCAUACAGAUAAAUUAUACACAACUGGAGUUUGAAUAGCUUUCAUAUUUUAUAACAUUUUGUCAUAUUAGACUUAUUUUUAAAAGUGCUUAAAAAAAUCUUUAAAAACAAAAAAAAGCAGCUUUGAAAUGUAUAUAUUGUCAGCAUAACAACAACGUUUCAUGGCUGUAUCAUGUGAUCAGCUCAUGUCAUUAAAUGAUGUUGCAGAUAAGAAGCAAAUUGUUUAUGGGCUACAUUUAAGUUUUCAAUUUCUUUACAGAUGCCAGCGGGAAGCCGCUCCCAAGAAGGGUGGGAUACUAAGAAAAAAAUAUAUAUAUUGAAAAAAUAUUUGAUACACAUUUGUGUAAAUCUUUAGGUCAUAUUUGUGUUAUUUUGUGUCCACACAGCCCUCCUGUCCUAACACUCAGGAGGCCUUAAUGUGUACCAUGAACUAUAACCCUGUGUGUGGCAGCAAUGGGAACACAUAUGGCAACGAGUGCAGCCUGUGUUCCUUCAUGCAGUAAGUUCUAACAAUUCCUCCAUCCAGCAGCACUCCCUUAAUUACAUCAAAAUCACGCAGUUUAACAUUGAGGUAGAAUCUGCCACUGCCGCCCUCUAGUGGUGGAUGCAUUCAUAAAGUACAGUCUCAAUGUUGAACUUUACCCAGCACCAAAUGACUAGCAGUUGUUUGGAGUGUUCUCUGUUUUUGUCACUUGGUCUUUUUGGUGAAUAAUGAGAUGGUCAUUGUCAUUAGUUACAUGGAAGUGACUGCCAUAGCUCUGAAAACACAUCAUAUCACACUUAUACUUUCACAAUCAAAGUGUUUGCAGGAGAUGGGAUCUCCCACAUCAAAUAAAAUAAACAAAAAGAUAAAAAGAGUAAUUCAUAUCCAUCUAUGUGAUCUUUUUCUACCUUCAGACGCACUGGGGAGGACAUUUUGAUCACCAAAGAGACUUCAUGCGAACCUCGAUAG